This is a messenger RNA of Plasmodium gonderi, 576 nucleotides long. Its product is annotated as Plasmodium exported protein, unknown function. The transcript is spliced from 2 exons. NCBI's taxonomy places the organism in Eukaryota, Apicomplexa, Aconoidasida, Haemosporida, Plasmodiidae. Bases 1 to 576 code for a protein of 191 amino acids. The record is from RefSeq and is a predicted model, not a curated record.
AUGGAAUCUGUUGUGAUCAUUACAACGUGUAAUAAUUAUGAUUAUUUUAUAUAUUACCUUGAUAUGCUCAGUAAACGUACUAAAUUAUCAAUUGAUACAAAAUAUAUUGAGGGAUUUUUGAAAUUCAAAAAAGAUACAAAUAAUAAUUAUGAAAUUUUAUUUCAAUAUUUUAACAUAAUAAAACGAUAUUUUGAAUAUAUUUAUGCGAAUGAUUCAAGUAAUAACAAUAAAUAUUGUAGAUACAUUAAUUACUGGAUAAAAACGCAUUUCAAAGAAGAUCCAAUUAUUGAUACUGAUCCUAUGAUUGCUUAUUCCGAUGAUUAUGCUAAAAAUUAUAUUUCUAUUUUAAAUAAAAAAAUGAAAAAUAAUUGUAAAAUUGAAAAUAUAGAUGAAGAUAUAUAUAUAAUAAUAGGAAAUCUAUAUAAAAUAUGUGAUAAUUAUACGGGUAUACUUUAUUAUAUUAGAAAUAAUGCACAAGAAUAUAAAAUAAUUAAUAAUAUUAAAAGUUUAAUUGAAGAAUAUAAUAAACUCAUAACCCCAAUUCAAUAUUCCAAGGAUAAUGAUUUUCUUAAUUAA